Molecule: messenger RNA, 1821 nt
Organism: Oryzias latipes (Japanese medaka)
Lineage: Eukaryota; Metazoa; Chordata; Actinopteri; Beloniformes; Adrianichthyidae
Gene: ppp2r3c
Product: protein phosphatase 2, regulatory subunit B'', gamma
Biological process (GO): T cell homeostasis; cortical cytoskeleton organization; regulation of dephosphorylation
Cellular component (GO): centrosome; spindle
Source: RefSeq, a predicted model, not a curated record
UUGUGACCUCCUCUGAAUUGCAAGUCGAGGCUAGAAUCUUAAAUUCGUACAGUAGUUAAUUUAUUAAUGUAAAUCAACAAAAAUAAACAUAUUUAGAAUAUUUGUUACUGGCAUGGCUACAGAAACAAAACCCCACUGGUCUGAUACGCUGAGCAGAAGACUAGCAAACUCUGAAAAAGGAAAUAAAAGUGAAGAUGAAAGGAAAACAGAAGAAACUGCUCUUUUUACCAAAUAUUACACGCAGUUGAAAGGAGGAGGCGCUGAAGAUCAUGAGUCCUACAAGACCAUUCCACGAUUCUACUACAAGCUACCAGCAGAAGAUGAAGUCCUUCGUCAGAAGCUGAGGGAGGAAUCCAGAGCUGUCUUUCUCCAGAGAAAGAGUAGAGAGCUUUUAGAUAAUGAGGAGCUACAAAACCUGUGGUUUCUACUGGACAAGCAUCAGGUGCCUCCGUUAAGUGGAGAAGAGGCCAUGAUCAAUUAUGAAGCAUACGUGCUGGUUCGACAGAAGGCUGGGCCCAAGUGCAGAAAAUUCUUUACAGCUAAAGUGUACGCCAAACUGCUGAGCAACGAUCCAUAUGGCCGAAUCUCCAUCAUGCAGUUCUUUAACUAUGUCAUGAGGAAAGUGUGGCUCCAUCAGACCCGAAUAGGACUGAGUCUGUAUGAUGUAGCAGGACAGGGCUACCUCAGAGAGUCGGAUUUGGAAAACUACAUCUUGGAGCUGAUACCCACUCUUCCUCAGCUGGAUGGACUGGAGAAGUCUUUUUACUCUUUCUAUGUUUGCACUGCUGUUCGCAAGUUCUUUUUCUUUCUUGACCCCCUCCGAACAGGAAAGAUAAAAAUCCAGGAUAUUUUGGCCUGCAGUUUUUUGGAUGACCUGCUGGAGUUAAGAGAUGAAGAAUUGUCCAAAGAAAGCCAAGAAUCCAAUUGGUUUUCAGCUCCGUCAGCUCUCAGAGUUUAUGGCCAGUACCUGAACCUGGACAAAGACCAUAACGGCAUGCUGAGCAAAGAGGAGCUGUCCCGAUACGGCACUGCCACUCUCACCUCAGUCUUUCUGGACAGAGUUUUUCAGGAAUGUCUCACCUACGACGGAGAAAUGGACUAUAAGACCUACCUGGACUUUGUAUUGGCCUUGGAAAACAAGAAAGAACCUGCAGCCAUACAGUAUAUUUUUAAACUGUUGGACAUGGAGAACCAAGGAUACCUCAAUGUUUUCUCUCUAAACUAUUUCUUUAGGGCCAUUCAGGAGCAGAUGAAGCAGCAUGGUCAAGAACCCGUCUCCUUCCAGGACGUUAAGGAUGAGAUCUUUGAUAUGGUGAAGCCUCAAGACCCAUACAAGAUCACCUUCCAGGAUUUGGUGAACUGUUGCCAGGGUGACACGGUGGUUGGCAUCCUAAUUGACCUCAAUGGUUUUUGGACCUAUGAGAACAGGGAGGUGCUGGUUGCCAAUGACGACAGCAGCAACACCGUUGAUCUUGAAGAAACCUAAGAUGGACACCUUAUAGUUAAAGAUGAGUUUUUAUGUGCAACCAAACAGAAAUGGCGUCUGUGGCGUUGUAGGUUAUCAUUGAGUUUCAAACCUAAAAUACAUUAAUAACAGGAAGGGGCUUUACUAAAAAAAUAGAUGAAAGAGACUUUAACUAGAUGAAAACGGGUCAGUUUGUGUUUUAUGUAAAUGUUCUUAUCAUUCUGUAAGAAGCUUUAUUCUGCAAAGUCUUCUUCCCGCUCAUUUUCUGUACCUCAAACCCUAAAGAAUGUUUUUGAUUCUAGUACUAUGUAGCAGUUUUACAAAGUUCAAAUAUAAAUGUCUAAUAUUCCUCUGAA